AUGGUUUAUUGCAUCUUGAACAUCGAGACAUGGCGUGUCGCAGGUAAUCAAUCACCACAAUGUCUGUUUUCCUCGCCUUUUAUCAGUGCUGACGAGAUUAGAGCACAUCGCCGUGAUCUGCAGACGUGCUGGGUUGACAGUCCCUUCCUGCGGGGCUGCUGCGGUGCCCUCAGUUGCAACUACUGUCCUCGCACCCAUAUCAACGAGCUUCGAGUACCACCCGAAUACGCUAUCCAGAACCCCGAGUAUCCCUACUCCGGCCGAACAAGUCUCUACUACACCCGCUGCCAAUACCACUACCGACCGAAGUUCAUCUGCCCGCAGCCCCAGUGCCGUCGCAUGGUCAAACCCUUCUACGACCCGGACCGACUAAGCUACGACUUCGACCCCUAUGGCAGUCUCACCGUGCGGCCGCUCCCCAGCGCCAACCCGGACUUCGCCGCCGCCCUGGAGCGAGAUCGGUGGAGUAGUCGACGCGCGACACCGGCCCAGAUUGCGCUCUGGGAGCGCGGGGGGGACCUGCGAGAAAAGGCUUCGGUGGACGGAAGGGGCUUGACGUGCGAGGAGGCGGAGGAGCUGCGGUCGAUGGAUGCGGAUGUAUGGUGGACGCGGUUGAUUACCAUCGGGAAUCGGGCGGAGAGUCAUGAGAAACGAUGUCCGUCGUGUGGACGGGGCGUGGUGCGUGUGGGCUCGACGUUUCGAAUCCCGGGGAAGCGGGACGAGAAAGGCUGGAGGCGGGUGGAGCGGUGGACUGCCGAGGGGACGGACAUGGUGGCUCGAUUUUCGUACUGCGCGACGGUGCAGGAGCAUGCCAAGAUGGUGGAGAGGGCGGUCGAUCAUUGA
This is a messenger RNA of Aspergillus clavatus NRRL 1, 843 nucleotides long. RefSeq lists its product as uncharacterized. The transcript has 2 exons. NCBI's taxonomy places the organism in Eukaryota, Fungi, Ascomycota, Eurotiomycetes, Eurotiales, Aspergillaceae. Bases 1 to 843 code for a protein of 280 amino acids. The record is from RefSeq and is a predicted model, not a curated record.